Messenger RNA from Phoenix dactylifera (date palm), 736 nucleotides. Its product is annotated as organelle RRM domain-containing protein 2, mitochondrial. Gene Ontology annotation, molecular function: RNA binding. The record is from RefSeq and is a predicted model, not a curated record. Lineage: Eukaryota; Viridiplantae; Streptophyta; Magnoliopsida; Arecales; Arecaceae. Gene Ontology annotation, cellular component: ribonucleoprotein complex.
AAGCUUCCUCGAUAACAUUUCCAGCCUUUCCACCCAGCGAGCGAGCGAGCGAGCGAGCGAGAACAAUGGCGGCGGUGAGGGCUGGCUUCCGGCGGCUGUUCUCUGUCUCCGCCUUCUCUCCUCCUCCUGCCGCCGCGCCCCGUCCUGCGGCCGAGCCCUCCACCAAUCUCUUCGUCUCCGGGCUUAGCAAGCGUACUACAUCAGAGGGACUUAGGGAAGCUUUUUCAAAGUUUGGUCAAGUGAUCCAUGCGAGGGUUGUGACUGAUCGUGUAUCAGGAUAUUCUAAAGGUUUUGGUUUUGUAAGAUACACAACAGUAGAAGAAGCAGCGGAAGGUAUAAAAGGCAUGGAUGGCAAGUUUCUGGAUGGUUGGGUUAUUUUUGCCGAGUAUGCUAGACCAAGACCGCCCCCACAAGGACAACCACAGCCUCAAACACCACCACCACAACCACCUCAGAUGGCGGAGUCUCCGUAUGGCUAUCAGUAGAAAUUUGAAGACAUUCAAAGAUGUUGAUACUUAUGGGAUUUUUCAAAUGUUUUAAUGACUGUUGAACAUUUUAUUUGUCUCUUGAAUGUACUGAUCAUCAUUUAAUAGGAACCAUGAUCAAUUAAUGAUGUAACAGGGGUAUGAUGAACGUAUAAAAGACUAAUCUUAUAUACCUAUAAUUUUGUCAUAGACUUGCUUCUCUAUGUGCCAAAAAUGGAACAUGAAGAAUCAGCAUAAAACUUUUUAUGGGU